Folsomia candida is the source of this 730-nucleotide messenger RNA. RefSeq lists its product as uncharacterized. Bases 151 to 591 code for a protein of 146 amino acids. The transcript is spliced from 3 exons. The record is from RefSeq and is a predicted model, not a curated record. Lineage: Eukaryota; Metazoa; Arthropoda; Collembola; Entomobryomorpha; Isotomidae.
AAAGCCGAUUCUGUGUAUAAAAGUCGCUGUAAUAACUAAACAGAUCCGCAGUUAACGAUAAUCCUCACGCGCAGAACUGCAGUUUAUUAUCUGCGUUAUAAACCUACAUAUUUAUCUCUGUUUACCAAAAAUAACAUCCUCUUGCGUAUCAUGGCAUCGUAUCAUCAGUAUCUCGCAGUGGCAAUUCUGCUUAUCGUCAUCGCGGUAGCACAAUCAAAGCCGCAGCAGCCACCGGGUAAAGUGAUUAAUGUGGAAGUCGGGGGACAUUGCUCAGCAUCAGCGGCCCCCACAGGUCCAGGAGGCUCUUGGCAGGUCAUUGAUAAAGACACCAAGAAAGUUUGCCCACCGGGAACAACUUGUCGAACAGGUGCUUGCAACUGUGAUGAUCUUCCCGACGGGACCGUGAUGUCAAACAGUUGGGACCCCGUGAAGGGGGAACGAACUUGCAAACGAGUUGGUGGACAAAAAUGUCAAGAAACACCCCAAUGCGUCGCCGGAGCUGCAUGUACGGGAGGUGUGUGCGUCUGUGAUAAGACCAACCAGGACGUAUUUUGCCCAGAAGAGAAACGCGAUAUCAUGAUUUUGAAUUAAAAAAUAUCAAAAAUCUCUCAUCAUGUGCUUCUUACACUUAUGUACUUAAAACUGACAAAUAUAUAAAUUAAAAAGACGCCAAUUUAUUUUCCUGAUCUUAUUAAAAUAAAACAGUCAAUAAAUAACUUCCCAAUCAAAA